Penicillium waksmanii is the source of this 1233-nucleotide messenger RNA. Its product is annotated as N5-glutamine methyltransferase family protein. Gene Ontology annotation, molecular function: nucleic acid binding; methyltransferase activity. Gene Ontology annotation, biological process: methylation. The transcript has 2 exons. Gene Ontology annotation, cellular component: mitochondrion. The record is from RefSeq and is a predicted model, not a curated record. Bases 1 to 1233 code for a protein of 410 amino acids. NCBI's taxonomy places the organism in Eukaryota, Fungi, Ascomycota, Eurotiomycetes, Eurotiales, Aspergillaceae.
AUGCCUCGAAUACGCCCCUCCGCCCUCAUAAAAGCCUACCGGGACAAUCCACUCCUCCCAUUACUUCUAAAAGAAUGCCGUACCCUCGAAUCAGCACGCAAUGAGCUUCGCUGGCUACGCGAACACGCGCUUCGCACCAGCCAAACGCGAACGCGCCAACAACCAGAACCAAACCCAACAAGGCCAGAAUGGAAGAUGCACCUCAUAUCCAUGUGCCGCCAAAGAUCACGCGGCUACCCGCUCCAAUAUAUCCUAGGUGACCAACCAUUUGGUGACCUAGAGAUCCUCUGCCGACCCGGCGUAUUAAUCCCAAGGCCAGAUACAGAGUCUUAUGUUAUUCAAGCAGCCAAAUUAGUGGAGCAAAUGGCCAUGACCACGGCCAUGAGCUCAGAGAGUUCUUCUACCGACAAAAUUGAUCCGAAACCGCUGCGGAUCUUAGAUCUCUGCACAGGAACAGGCUGCAUAACCCUCCUGCUCCACGCCCUCCUGUCCCCGCGAUUCAAGCACCUCCGCGUAAUGGGCAUAGACAUUAGUUCCAAAGCAUUAAGCCUAGCCCGCAAAAACCUGGACCAUAAUCUGCAACAAGGAUUAUUGACUCAUCGUGCAUCUACCGAUAUACAAUUCCACCGCGCGGAUGUCUUGGGCUUACCCACAGGUGGUGGUGGUAGUGGUGGUGGUGAUGAUGAUGAUGAAGGAAUCCCAAACGUGGAGAAAAUUCUUUCUGAAUACUUUGAUCAACCUGGAGAAACAGGAACGAGCGAAGAUGCGCCCCUCGACCUUGAACCCGGGUGUGAUCUACUCAUAUCGAACCCGCCAUAUAUUUCGACAAGUGAUUUCCGGAAUGGGACCACUGCGCGAAGCGUGAGGCUUUUCGAACCGAAAUUGGCUCUGGUUCCUCCUCCUCCUCCGCCUCAAUCUCGACAAUCUCCUACUCCUACUCCAGCCAUGGGGCACGUCCGGCCCGAGGAUAUAUUCUAUCGCCGUAUUCUUGAGUUAUCGUAUAAACUACGAACGAAAGUGACAGUCCUGGAAUGUGGUGAUAUCAAACAGGCUGGACGGGUUGUUGAAAUGCAUAACUUUAUGGCUCCGGAACGGGAUCGCUUCCAAGAUCAUUUCGAUGUGCAAGUCUGGCCGAAUACUGAGCAGGAUAUGGCUUUUUAUGGGUUUCAUCAUAAUGAAGGAUCGAGGUGUGUGAUCAUUCAACGGGGGAUUAGGUCAAGUGAUAGCAAGUGA